This is a messenger RNA of Spea bombifrons (plains spadefoot toad), 2982 nucleotides long. RefSeq names its product protein mono-ADP-ribosyltransferase PARP12-like. Lineage: Eukaryota; Metazoa; Chordata; Amphibia; Anura; Pelobatidae. Bases 53 to 2965 code for a protein of 970 amino acids. The transcript is spliced from 13 exons. Gene Ontology annotation, molecular function: NAD+ poly-ADP-ribosyltransferase activity. The record is from RefSeq and is a predicted model, not a curated record.
UCAGGCAGGGUUGGUAAAAGCACAGCACGGCGGCCCGCAGCAAACCAAAGCCAUGUCUGACCCCGUAGUGACAGCCUUCUUGACCAAGCUGAUCUGCGAACGUGGAGGAGCGCUCCCGAGGGCCGAACUGGGGCAGCUCCUGGAUCUACCCCAAGAGCAAAUCGAUGAGAUCCUGCAAGCGGAAGAAAAGAGAUUCCCGCAAUGUGGGGAUCUGGUCCUGGCAAGAAGCCCCUUAAGACUAUGCGCGGACUACCUGAACGGGAAGGAAGAAGAGGAUGCCGACUGCGACAAGUUGCACCUCUGCAGUUAUUACCUCCAGGGCAAGAGUUGGCUGUGCAAAAAGAAACAGUGCAAAAGUUCCCACAAUACCAAAUCAGAUCACAAUUUGGCUGUUUUGAAAGCUAAUGAUAUCAGCGGGCUGAACGAUCAAGAGUUAAAGAUCCUCUUCAUGCAAAAUGACCCCUUUAUACUUCCUGGGAUUUGCAGAAAAUAUGUCCACAGCGCGUGCGAUCAGGAUGGCUGCCCGUUUCUCCACAUCUGUGGCUUCUUCGUACGUGGAACUUGUAACCGCCAGGUUUGCAAGAAGCGUCACGACCUUCUGGAAUCGGGCUCAGACGAGCUGCGGAAACGUUACUCGGAGGCGUCCAUCAAAAACUUCCAAAUGAUCCUCGACAUCCAACACCGAGAGAGGGCGGAGGACCCGGCCAACAACGGGAGAACAAGAGGUGCCGGCAGGACCCGGGGGAGAGGAACAAGCAGAGGAACAAGCAGAGGUUCCAGGUCUCGCAGCCGCGUGUCUGGACAGGACUCCGAUGAUGAAGUCCCGGGUUCCGUGGCAAAAUUAUCGCUAUCUCAAGACAAUCUAGAUCAAGAAAAAGGAUCCGGUCCGUUCUACUCAACCUCUUCUUCCUUACUGAGAGCAAUAAUGAUUGCUGGAAACAUGUCUGGCGGCCCCCAAGGAAAGUCAUACGAAAGUGUAGCCAGAAACUUCUAUGAAUAUUCUGGAAUAUCAAGGAAUGUAACAGCUUCUUAUACGUCGGGUUUGCAGAAGAACGUGUCCACUUCAUCCACCGCCCAACCAACGUCAACUGUCAGAGCCAAUACACCUAGCCACGUGCAAGCCGAAGGUUCAUCCUCUGCCCAGCCAACCACAGCUGGCAAUGCUGGCAUCUCCAAGAACAUUCCCACCGCAAGCCCGUCCUCUGCCAAACUAACUACACCGGUCGGGGUCAACGUACCCAAGAACGUGUCCACCGCUUCUUCACCUUCUGCUGAAAAAACCACGGCCGCUGCCAGCAUGUCCAAAAAUGGGUCUACUGCCAGUCCACCCGUUUACCAACCAGCUACACCUCUCCAGGGAUAUAUAUUCAGGAAUACCUACAAUGAGGGUUCCUUCCAACCGGUACCAGCCAACAUACCCAAGAACGUGUCCACCGCUUCUUCACCUUCUGCUGAAAAAACCACGGCCGCUGCCAGCAUGUCCAAGAAUGGGUCUACUGCCAGUCCACCCGUUACCCAACCAGCUGCACCUCUCCCGGAAUAUAUAUUCAGGAAUACCUUCCAACCGGUACAAGCCAACGUACCCAAGAACGUGUCCACCGCGAGUGUGUCUAGUAACGAGAAACCAUCCGGUCAACAAUCCAGUACCUACAACCAGCCUAGAACCUUGGACAACCACAGCUCCCUGCGAUCAGAAAUGAACUCUGCCAAGAAAGAAGAGGAUAAAACGAAAGACUAUACCGAGAUCUGUCUCUUCCAUAUCUGGAAAAAAUGCAAAUUUGGCAGUCGGUGCAGCGAGAUGCACUUUCACCUCCCCUACAGGUGGCAAAAGCAGAAUGGGUCAGAAUGGGAAGACCUGAAAGGCAUAGAAGUCAUUGAGAAAGCGUACUGCGAUCCUAGCAUUUCCGGAACGCUCUCGGUUGAUUUUCUGAGCAUGAGAUCCGGAUCGUCCCGUGUCCGCCGGCUCUCCACUCCCUCCUCCGCCUCGAAGCCGGCGGACUUCGUGUUGACCACGGAAUGGCUGUGGUACUGGAAGGAUGAAUACGGAAGGUGGUUCGAAUACGGAAAAUCAAACACAAAACAGGCGAGCGCCUCCAUAACGUCGUCCGAUUUGGAAUCCAUCUAUCUGUCUGAUCCCACUGAAAAAGUCUAUUUCCGGGCAGGGCAGCAGGACUACGAGAUUGACUUCCGAACCAUGACACAGAGGAACAUCGUGUAUAAAACCGAAAAAGAAAUGCGCAGGAGACCCAAGUUUCUGUCUUAUAACGACGUGGUUAAGCUGGAAGGAACUACUAAAUCGGCAGCGACCGGUCCUUCCCCGCAUACAGGGAACACGAAGACAAGUAUCUACCCAUCAACCUGGGACUCCACCGCGCUGCCUGAGGUUGGAUAUAAGCUGGUGACUGUCCCACUGACUUCCACAGAAGGCUCAGAUAUCAAACUCAUGUUCAUGAAAACCGUUAAGGGCCACGUGGUUAACAAGAUAAGCCGGAUACAGAACCCGUCGCUGUGGCAGGUGUUUCAGUUGAAAAAGGAGCAGAUGAAAAAAGAAAAUAAAGGAGUAAACGUCAGAGAGCAGAGGCUGUUCCACGGAACGAGCAGCGCCCACCUUACCGCCAUCUGCCAUCAUAACUUUGAUUGGCGGAUCUGCGGGGUCCACGGGACUGUAUACGGGCAAGGAAGUUACUUUGCCAGGGAUGCCUCUUACUCUCAUAACUAUUCCCCCGCGGACCUCAGCGGUAAAAGAACGAUGUUUUUAGCCAGCGUGCUGGUCGGAGAAUCCGUGAAAGGGGAUCCCUCGCUGAGACGCCCUCCGUCCAAACACGGGAGCCUCACCCGCUUCUACGACAGCUGUGUGGACGACGUCCUCCUACCGUCCAUCUUCGUCGUCUUCGAGAAACAUCAGAUUUACCCCGAAUAUCUCAUAGAGUACGAAGAGGAGAAGAAAUCCUGUUGCAUCAGCUGAUAAAAUAAUGUGAAAAA